Acinonyx jubatus (cheetah) is the source of this 1376-nucleotide messenger RNA. Its product is annotated as olfactory receptor 147-like. NCBI's taxonomy places the organism in Eukaryota, Metazoa, Chordata, Mammalia, Carnivora, Felidae. Gene Ontology annotation, biological process: sensory perception of smell; G protein-coupled receptor signaling pathway. Gene Ontology annotation, cellular component: membrane. The transcript has a single exon. The coding region runs from base 444 to 1376 and encodes 310 amino acids. Gene Ontology annotation, molecular function: G protein-coupled receptor activity; olfactory receptor activity; odorant binding. The record is from RefSeq and is a predicted model, not a curated record.
AGGGUUAGCACAGCCCAACAGUGAAAUCCCGAUACAGAAGGGUGAGUGAUGAAUUUUAUGUAUCCCUUAUUUUUCCAAACCUCAGCUAUGAGGCUGAAGAUCUGAAAUGCCAUGAUCUCCUGUCUGCUAAGACAGCCAUUGAGCAUUAGGGGGGGCUGAGGGACUGUGAAAGCUGAAGUACAGCAGAGAUGAUGGAGUCCUGAUCCCUCACGGGGUACUCAGUCUUCCCCCUACAGCACUUGCCUGCUGGUGUUUUUGAUAGACAUCUUUAAACAAUCUCAGCCUUUAUCCAAUGGAGACAGCAGUGGCACACAGGAGGGUGGGUGUGAGUUCAUUCUCAUUCUGGGACUCUGUCUCAUUACGGAGGGAUUGGGGGAAGAGGGCUGGGUGCUCAUUUUAAUGUCACCCCCUGUCCUGUUCUCACAGAUACGCCCUAGGGAACAAUGGCAGCAGGCAAUGACUCUUCAGUGACCCAGUUUAUCCUGUUGGGUUUAACACAACAGCCAGAACUCCAGCUGCCUCUCUUCUUCAUUUUCUUAGGAAUCUACAUGGUCACCGUGAUGGGGAACAUGGGCUUGAUUAUUCUGAUUGGUCUGGAGCCUCACCUGCACACUCCCAUGUACUACUUUCUCUUCAACCUUUCCUUCAUUGAUCUCUGCUACUCGUCUGUCAUAAUGCCUAGAAUGCUGAUAGGUUUUGUAAAGCAAAACACCAUCUCUUAUGCAGAUUGCGUGGCUCAGCUCUGUUUCUUCUCCUUCUUUGUCAUUGAUGAGUGCUAUAUUUUGACAUCGAUGGCCUAUGACCGGUAUGUGGCCAUCUGUAAGCCCCUGCUUUACAAGGCCAUCAUGUCCCACCAGGUCUGCCUCAUGCUGAUGGCAGGAACAUACGCAAUGGGGUUUGUGGGUGCCAUGGCGCACACCGGGUGCAUGCUGAGGCUCACGUUCUGUGAUGGCAACAUCAUUAAUCAUUACAUGUGUGACAUACCUCCUCUCCUUCAGCUCUCCUGCACAAGCACCUACGUCAACGAGCUGGUGGUUUUCAUUGUGGUGGGAAUCAAUGUAAUAAUGCCCAGUCUCACCAUCACCAUUUCUUACACCUUGAUCGUCUCCAACAUCCUCCGUAUCCGUUCUACAGGGGGCAGGUCCAAAGCCUUCAGUACCUGCACCUCCCACAUAGUUACUGUUUCUCUCUUCUUUGGAGCAUCGGCAUUCAUGUAUCUAAGACCUUUUUCUACUGGGUAUUUGGAUCAAGAUAAGGUAUCCACAGUUUUUUACACCAUUGUGGGGCCAAUGUUGAAUCCUUUUAUCUAUAGUCUGAGGAACAAAGAUGUCAAAAUUGCACUGAGUAAGACUUUUAAGAAAAGGGUGUUCUCUUGA